UCUAGCGGCGGAGAACGCUUGGCGCGUGUUCUGUUAUGGGACCUAUCAGAGUCUGAGCGGUCGCGGUGCUUGCCGGAAGUUGUAGUCUCCCCAGGGGGUGGGCCCUGAGCCUGGCUGCGGCGGCGCAGGGAUGUCUCGCGGCCCUGCUGUGCGUGACGCACAUUGGAAGAGGGGCUGUUUGCACGGUAGUGACGGCUGGGAUCCAGAGCGCGCUGAGGCGGCGCUGCCCUAUCAGCGCCCUAGGUUGUGCGCGUGACCCCCCCCCCACUCCCUCCGCCCGGGUACAGAGCCCUGUUCGCUCUGUCCGCUGCGGGGCUCGCGCCAGGCGCGAACACCAACGGCUGUUAAAUGGGGGGCUCGUGAGCCCCGUCGCGGCUGCGAACCCUGGGCUGAGCCCGGCCGGGGAGCUGACGGAGCGGGCUCUCCCCGGGUGCUUCCGCUUCGCGCGAGGCCCCAGUUGUACCGGCACCGUUGUGUCCCCUGCCCCGGCCAGACCCAGAGAGCUGCCGCCCGCGCCUAGCCCUUGAGCCUGCUGCUCGCACCGAGCCUGGGGGCCCGGGCGAUGGCGCUCCCUGUCCUCUGCUCAGGCGGCGGGAGACGGGGUGGGGUGGGGCCACGCUCCCCUCGGCCUGGCAGGGCUGCGCGGCAGGAGAUGCUGGAUGGAAACUUCAGGAGGGCGCGGGCCUGCCCCGAGGAGCGGCCAGGAAACUUGAGAGCCCCCCGCGGCGGGUGGAGGGGGAAGCUGGCUCGGGCCACUCCUCUUUCCGCAGCACUUCAGUGGCUGGGGGUUAGCGGGUCGCUGAGUGUUUUGAGGAGAGAGCUGCUGUUUUGGCGGGGGCUAGGAAGCGCUCCAGCCAGGCGAGGGGGAGGGGGAGGAAGGAUACCGGAGGAAGGCUGGAGUGGAGUUUCAUGAGGUUUCUGUCAUGCGACGUGGAAUCCCCCCCCUUAGGGAGACUGCUGCUCCCAGUGGGCAAGGAGCCUGCCUCCUCCCAUCUGUCAGAGCCAGAGUAUCCACUUCCAGCCAGUUCUUCCCAUGCUCACCACCAGCUCCCAGCUGAGAGUCGCCCUUAGUGGGCUGGAAAAGGUCUAAUUAUAGCUUGCCCUUGGCAGGAAUCCCUUGGCUCUCUCCCUCAGUGCUAGAAACCCUUUCUCGGCCACAGUGCUUCUUAACAGACUUGUACUCAGAUUCAAAUAGUCAGCCUCAAGGGCUUUCUCUGGAGGACCUGCCGUUGGUUGGGACAGUUUUGGUCCUGCAGUUAAUUGUAAGCACAUAUGCUAGUAUUUACAUAUCAGCCUGAUUGUGCCUCAAAAUGACGUUUAAUAUUUAAAUGUUCGCACUUGCCCCAACUAUUAAAUGUGGGUGCCAGAACGUACCAGCAAAAUCAGAGGCUGAGCUGAAGCCUUUUUAAGUCUGAGUCAAACUUGGGUGCAUGCCUAUAUGUAGGCAACCAAAGAAAUGUGGCCUGAUUGUCAGAGGUGUUGAGCAGCUAAAACUCCCAUCAAUCUUGAUGGGAGUUUCGGGUGCUGAUCAUCAUGCAGAAUCAGGUCACUUAUAUGUAGGCACCUGCGUGAGGAUGAGAGUACCUGAUUGUAGGCACCGUAUUUGAAAAUUUUGGCCUCCGUGACUUGCUGAAGGUUACAUACUGAAUCAGUGAUAUUAGAGAUCACAGUCUUCAGAAUAUUUUGUACUAUGCUUAUUUACAAAGCAGCUCUGAAAGAAGUGAGUAAUUCUCAGGAUAAUGUAUUCCUGUGACUAAUAAUUACUAUAAUAUCUUAGCUAGAAAUAGAAACGUGGUAUGAGCUGAAACAGAAAUGGAUGGGACUGCCUGAAGGAGCCGUACUGCUAUUUGAUUUAUGCAUAAUCAGCUUGACAUGGAUUUGCACUGCUCAAUUGAAACACCUGAUAAAGUGAAGGCUGAUGCUCAUGUAUAUGCUGGUAAAGAAGAAGACAUAAAACAGUCCCAAAGAAUAACAGCUAGUGUCCAUGACAGAGAAGUUGUCAUUUUCUACCUUGAAGGGAAAUUUUAUGCCAUGGACCGUUACUGUUACCACGCAGGAGGUUCUUUACAUCUUGGAGAGAUAGAGGAUAUCAAUGGACAGCCCUGCAUUAUUUGCCCUUGGCACAAGUAUAAAAUUACUUUGGCAACAGGAGAAGGAUUAUAUCAAGCAGUAAACCCUACUGAACCAUCAGCAACACCAAAAUGGCGAUCAAAAGGAAUAAAGCAAAGAACUCACAAGGUUACUGUAGACAAUGGAAGUGUUUAUGUGACUCCUUCUGACUUAUCUAUCAGCUGUGACUCUGAUUACUAUGCUGAUAAGUACAAAAAGACUGGAAGGUCUGAUAUGAAAAAAUAAUGCACAUCCUGAACUUCAAAAUCAGUGGCCAUAAUGCAAAAUGUGUGUGUACACAAGGCAUCAUCAGUAUCACAGGAUAAUAUGCAGAUUUUUUCUAGAUGUUAAUAUAAUGAAAUACCAGUGUUAAUCUUACUGCUAUUAAAGCAUUAAGUAUUGUAGAAAUGAGUAAGAUCAUAAACAAAAGUUCAGGACCCUCUUUAGAAUGAGUUAGCAUUGUGCCAGUGCAGUUUUAUAUUUGCCUUUAAUAAAAUAAGUUUUAUGUAUGUACAUUAGACUAGUUUGUAAUAUUUGAAGUGUUAAAUCUUCCAUUGCUAGAGUUUAAAUCUUUUAAUCUUUAGGAGGAGGAUUAUUAUACUAUUGCAUUUAAUUAGUUUAUAAAAACAUCUUGAAAUCUUAUGGUAAAUAUCCAUUGAAGGAUAGAAUUUUUUGUAUACAUUAAAUAGUUUAGAACUCUGAAACCUAUAAUUUCAAUGUAAUUGAGAGAUUUUUUUUAAAAAAAUAUAUUUCCAGGUCAGGAGAAAAACCUAUUAUUUUAUCUUCUUAACACAUAGGACCAGAGUUUCAUAAAGUGAUGUACAAAGCAUUUGUGUGUUGUAAUGUGCCUUUGCAUGGUUACUUUUGUGUGUGCAAUUACCCCAGUUCUGUUCUAAAUAAGUACUUAUAUCUCCUUCAUCAUGGUAGUGCCUGAGCACAUUCCAAUAAUCAAUUAACCAACAUGACAAACAUCUGUCACAUGUGAGUUCUCUGUCAUCCUUUCCUCUGGAGGAAAAUUGGAUGUGUAGUGUAGGAUUUUGGUUUUGGACUAUUUUAAAAAUGUAAACACUUAUCAGAGAGUGUCAUAAAUAUAAAGGGACGGGUAACCACCUUUCUGUAUACAGUGCUAUAGAAUCCCUCCUGGCCAGAGGCAAAACCCUUUCAUCUGUAAAGAGUUAAGAAGGUAAGGUAACCUCGCUGGCACCUGACCCAAAAUGACCAAUGAGGGGACAAGAUAUUUUCAAAUCUGGAGAGGGUGGAACAAAGGGGUCUGUCUGUCUGUGUGAUGCUUUUGCCAGGAACAGAUCAGAAAUGCAAGCCUUCCAACUCCCGUUAAAUUAAUAGGAAUAUUGACUCCAUUGAAUACAUCUGUACUACAAAAGUGUUUGCACCUGGGGAAUGCCCACGAGGUAGAAUGCAACCAGUCUGGCUGGCUAGCUGGGGACCAGUCAAUGGACCAUUAGGGAGAACAAUAGGUCUUUGAAGAUACUCAUCUCCCACCUUCCUGAGAAGCUUUCCUGGGAUGCUACAAACAACCUCUGACUCAUGACUGCUUUGACACUGCAGGGUUAUGCGAUUGUCACCUAGUACUAGACUCCAUGGUAGAAUACCAGUAUUUUUCCACAGAGGGGGGUGGUGGUGGGAACCACACUGGAAAACAAAGGGUUCCUGCCAUAUGUAAAACCUAUUUAAGGCUGGGGAAUGACUUAAUCAGCAUUCAUUCUUCACUGAAUCCCCACCCAGGAUGAGUGCAGGAAAAGACAAAGGGGGGUGGGGAGAAGGACUGAGCCCAAGCUGGAAAGGUGUCUGGCCUGUGAGAGAAAUACCUGGAGUUUCAAGCUGCAAGCAGGAGCAGCUUGCCUUCAAGAACCUCUGCAAUCUGCCCAAAACAAUAUUUAGGAUGAGAAACUACUACUUGUAACCAGUUUCUUUUUUUGGUUUCUUAAGCUUAUAUUGUGUUUUUUUUUUUUUUUUUUUAUUUGCUGGGUAAUCUGCUUUGAUCUGUUUGCGAUCCCUUAGAUUUUAAGUGAUAUUUUUUGUAGUUAAUAAACUUUGUUUUCUCUGAAACCAGUUUGUGGAACUUAUAAUUGGGGGGUGGGGGGGAAAGCUGUGCACAUCUUCCUCCAUAUUGAGGAAGGGAGUGAAUUUCAUGAGCUUAUGCUGCUAUACAGUUCUCUGUGCAGUGCAAGACAGUAUAAUUUUGGGUUUACUCUCCAGGAGGGAUGUGCACUUGAGUGCUGGGCAUUUCUUUAGUGAAGCCUUCCCAUGCAGAGCUGAUUUCAGUGUCUCCCAUCUUUCUGAAGCUGGUUGUGCCCCUACCUGGGUGUAUGCUGGAGGAGGCUUGAGGGCCUGGCUCAGCAGGACAGUGUAAGGGGGAAACAGGUGGGUACCUCAGUAUAUCAGUGGGGGGGGGUAACCCAUCAGAUGGGUAGAUCUGUUUAUACAUAAGUAGAGCUAUACGUGUGCAUUGUGUAUUUGCAGGGACUAAGGAGUAAUGGGGUGUGUUUAAAUGCUAGAUUAAGGUG
Molecule: messenger RNA, 4634 nt
Organism: Dermochelys coriacea (leatherback sea turtle)
Lineage: Eukaryota; Metazoa; Chordata; Testudines; Dermochelyidae
Gene: RFESD
Product: Rieske Fe-S domain containing
Exons: 5
Coding region: 1855-2355 (166 amino acids)
Molecular function (GO): 2 iron, 2 sulfur cluster binding
Source: RefSeq, a predicted model, not a curated record